Molecule: messenger RNA, 537 nt
Organism: Dibothriocephalus latus
Lineage: Eukaryota; Metazoa; Platyhelminthes; Cestoda; Diphyllobothriidea; Diphyllobothriidae
Source: the annotation of a GenBank genome assembly
AUGGACGCAUUCCCAACAAGGACAACUCAAGACUUGGCUCGACACCCUUCGUCAAGACAUGGACCUUCGGUUUUUAAUCCCUAUCGACAGAGCUUUCCAGCUCUGCUGCCGCUAAUCGUCAUGCGUGGAGAGAAAGCAGACGCGCUCAAAUGUGAACUCCUUCGGGCUCGUAUACAGCUAGAGAAAUCUCAGAUGGAGGUGUCGGACUUGAAGUUGGAGGUUGAAACCGUGAGGAACUCUCAGGGUCUGGCAGAAAGGCAGUUAGCUGAAUUGCAGCGCCUGUUCGAUGAACAGGUUGCCUCGGUUUCUCAAUUGGCCACAGUGGAGGAGCGAAAAUCGGAACUUGAGUUGGAGAAUGCAUCCCUACGAACUCGGCUUGAGCAGGCCCUUCAUGGUCCAGGCAACUCCUCCAGUCUCAUCAGCCGUCCUGACGGCAGCGGUCUCAUGCGUUCCUCUUCCCUCCUCCACACUACGCGCCUGGAACAGCGGGUCACCGCACUGGAAUCCGAGAAUGCGGAACUGAGACGCAAACAGGCC